AUGGCUCAAACUUCCGUCACCAGCUUAUCUCCUUUGAAUAAAAUGAGUGGUCGGAUGCAAAAUGCAACAGCAGUGCUCUUUGGUAAAACUGCAAGCGAUGAUGAAGUGAAACGGGAACAGAAAUCAACGGAGAAAGAGAAACGAAAAGAAAAGAAAACAAAUCCAAAACCUUUCUUAGUUUUGAAAUUUAAAUCACAUCGACUGUGGUCAAAUGAUAAACGUCUCCAAAGGAAAUCUUUACAAAACACUUUAAAGCCUAAGAUUAACGAUUUGGAAACAUGA
This is a messenger RNA of Clunio marinus, 282 nucleotides long. NCBI's taxonomy places the organism in Eukaryota, Metazoa, Arthropoda, Insecta, Diptera, Chironomidae. The record is from the annotation of a GenBank genome assembly.